This is a messenger RNA of Scomber japonicus (chub mackerel), 381 nucleotides long. RefSeq names its product insulin-like 3 (Leydig cell) (gene insl3). The record is from RefSeq and is a predicted model, not a curated record. Lineage: Eukaryota; Metazoa; Chordata; Actinopteri; Scombriformes; Scombridae. Bases 1 to 381 code for a protein of 126 amino acids. Gene Ontology annotation, cellular component: extracellular region. Gene Ontology annotation, molecular function: G protein-coupled receptor binding; hormone activity. Gene Ontology annotation, biological process: adenylate cyclase-inhibiting G protein-coupled receptor signaling pathway. The transcript has 2 exons.
AUGUCUGCUGCUAAGUGUCUGCUGUCUCUGAUGGUGGUGCUCAUGGCUGCAAUGUGUGCGGUUCAAGCGCAGGAGAGGAUUAAGAUGUGUGGGAGAGAGCUGAUACGUCUUGCCGUCUCGUCCUGUGGUAACUCUCGGCUUAGGAGAAGCAUCCAAGACAUAGAACUGGGGCAGCAUAAAUUCACUUUUCACUGGGACCAGAAUGCCUCCACAGAGGAGACUCAGGCUUCAGAGACACCAUCUGAUGGAGAGAAGGAUGUCUUCUUCUUGGCUCCUCAUUGGUACCCCCUGUCCAACCGCAUCAGACGAGCUGCUGGCAAAAUAUCAGACAUUUGCUGUGAGAAAGGAUGUAGCCUGAAAGAGUUGAUCCAGUUUUGCUAG